AUGCUGCGACUCUCUAGACGGGUUGCGGUCGGCCAUGGAAAGACGAUCCGGUUUGGCGGUGAGGCGCGGGAGCGGAUGCUGAACGGCAUUGAACGCAUCGCCACUGCCGUCGGCGUUACGCUCGGCCCAAAAGGGCGGAAUGUUAUCAUCCGCCAGCCGACGGGUGAGCCAAAGAUUACGAAGGAUGGCGUUACGGUCGCACGCUCCAUAGAGUUCAAUGAUCAGUUCGAGGAUGUCGGCGCGCGCCUUAUCCGGCAGGUCGCCGGCAGGACGAACGACGUUGCUGGCGACGGCACCACCACUGCGACUAUUUUGGCAUGGAGCAUUUUUGAGGAGGGUUACAAAAGUGUGGCAACUGGGGCCAACCCGAUGGACCUCAAGCGUGGUAUUGAUAUCGCCGUUUCUGUCAUCCUGGAAAGUUUGCAGAAGCAGAAGCGGCCGGUAAAGGAUUUGGCGAUGUUGGAAAAUGUGGCGACUAUCAGUGCAAAUGGUGAACGUCCACUUGGACAUCUGAUCGCCGGCGUUGUGCAAGCAGUCGGUGUGAGUGGCUACAUCUCCGUGUUGGAUGGAAAUGCCGCCGCAACUGAGUGGAAACGCUACGACGGCUGGAGCAUUGAGCAGGGCUUUGUGUCGAGUGCACUGGUGACAGAUACGGCGGAGCUCAGAAGUCGCCUCGAUAACCCCUUUGUAUUCGUCACACCGCAGAAGGUGGAAGGCGUUGGGGAUAUCAUAUGCCUCCUUGAGACGGCGAAAACAAGUGGUAGAUCCCUCGUUAUUGUGGCGCCAGGCUUUUCAGAGCCGGUGCUACAGACAAUCUAUCACAAUCACGUACACAAGGUUGUGCUAUGUGGUGUUGUUUGUACACCUGACCUUCCGGAGGAGGAGUUGCACGACCUCGCCGCGUGCUGCAACUGUGUUGUGGAGAAGGUCACAUCGAUUGGGCACGUGGAUGACGUGAAGUGUCUGCUGGGAACGGCAGAACGCAUGGAGCAGACGAUGGACAGCACCGUCAUUGCCGGAGUGGCGGACGUAGCGUCGCGUGUGCGGGUGCUGCAGGGUCGUCUGGAGCGUGCUUUGACUGAGGAGGCAAAAGAGAAACUUCGAGAACGCGUCGCAAAGUUAAAGCGUACAUUCGCUGUGAUUCGCGUUGGGGGGCGGUCUUCUGUGGAGAUCAGCGAAUCAAAGGAUCGUGUUAUUGAUGCGCUCAACGCCUCCCUCAACGCCCUUGCAGAUGGGAUUGUCGCCGGUGGUGGUGCGGCCCUCCUUCACGCCUCUAAGGAUUUGGAUAAGAUUCUGCAGUCGGACGAGGAGAUGGAGCAGGAUCGGAGAACGGGAAUCCUCAUUGUGCGUAACGCAGCUCGUCUUCCGAUGAAGCUUAUCAGUGAAAAUGCGGGUGAGGAGGGUCCCGUCACUGUGGAGAAUGUCUCCGAAUAUGAAGACACCUCCAUGGGUUAUGAUGCACAAAACGAUCAGUAUGUAGACAUGUUUGAAGCUGGCAUCAUUGAUCCCGUAAAGGUGGUCACUUCAUGUAUGGUUGACGCGGCGUCUGUUGCAGGCCUGAUGAUUACGACGGAAGCCAGCGUCUGUGACUUCAAAGAAGAGUAA
Molecule: messenger RNA, 1605 nt
Organism: Trypanosoma grayi
Lineage: Eukaryota; Euglenozoa; Kinetoplastea; Trypanosomatida; Trypanosomatidae
Product: putative chaperonin HSP60/CNP60
Exons: 1
Coding region: 1-1605 (534 amino acids)
Biological process (GO): protein refolding
Molecular function (GO): ATP-dependent protein folding chaperone; ATP binding
Source: RefSeq, a predicted model, not a curated record